Salvelinus fontinalis (brook trout) is the source of this 3877-nucleotide messenger RNA. Its product is annotated as insulinoma-associated protein 2-like. Gene Ontology annotation, biological process: negative regulation of transcription by RNA polymerase II; regulation of cell cycle process; neuron differentiation. Lineage: Eukaryota; Metazoa; Chordata; Actinopteri; Salmoniformes; Salmonidae. The coding region runs from base 427 to 2082 and encodes 551 amino acids. The transcript has a single exon. The record is from RefSeq and is a predicted model, not a curated record. Gene Ontology annotation, molecular function: RNA polymerase II cis-regulatory region sequence-specific DNA binding; DNA-binding transcription repressor activity, RNA polymerase II-specific. Gene Ontology annotation, cellular component: transcription repressor complex; nucleus.
CUGAUCCGAUCUUGCAAAUCGUGAAUCACUAGGCAAGAUGUAACGUUAUUGAUGGGUUAUUAAGGAGAAUAUGGAAAAUCAAUGGGAUGAUAAAAUGUUAAGUGUGUAACUGAUUUAUAAUAAUCCACUCCACAUUAGUAAUGCCUUUGUAACUGGAUAGUCUCUUAAACGCUCGAGCGUCGCCCACUCCACUGUCCGUGCUGAUUGGACAGGGCUUGGCCACAAACGGUGACUUCACAAAAAAACAGAAGGCGACCCCAAAGAUAAAAAACAAGCCACGCUCAUCGAUGUGGCAGUGUCCUCCGUCCCUUUCACCUGUCAGUAGUCACCUCGCCCGCGCGCCUAUCAGAAAGCGACCGCGAGCGCUCCUUCACGCGUAACGGCACUUCAAAGUUGACCCAGGAACCGUUCCGUUCCGGCGUUAAGAUGCCCAGAGGAUUUUUAGUGAAGAGGAGUAAACGCGGCUCAGCGGCUUCUUACAGAACUCGUAAUGACAACGAACUGCCAAAAGUGGACAUGCAUGUGCAUACACCGGAGGGGCGAACUGGUGUGCCUAAUGCGUACCCAAUUGUGCCGUUAUCCGAGGAUGGUACAUUUGGAGAGCCAUGGACCAGCGACCCGGCUGAAGCGGAUCAGGUUCAGCUGCCGGAGAGCGCAGACAAGGUGGAGAUCAGGGAGGACUUUGGGAAAUACCCCCUACACUAUCCCCUCACUGAACCGGACCAUGACGGGUCUCCUGGCCGGGCUGACCUCUCCUAUAGCCCGAUAAAACCAGUUGGCACUGAGCUGGAAAAAUCUUUCUUCGACCGGUGUAUGAGUUCACCAACCGUGACAGAGACGUUCCCGAUGAGCACGCCCGUGUCCUCAAUAGAAAGACUUCUACUAAAUCACGCGCCCUUUGGACACUCUGAUAUGAAAUUCGACCCACCUGUGCACCUCUACCCAUCUCUCCAUCAUGCUAUGAAGCGCACGUACAUGGAGCCGGAGCGAAAGACCAAGCCAGCACCCAAAAAGCCUAAAGUGAUCAGGAAGCUCAGUUUAGAGGAUGAAAUCUUCACCUCACCAGUGCUUGGGCUGAGAAUUAAGAAGGAGACCCCUGAAUUUAAAGCAGCAACAGCAUCUUCUGGUAAAAAGAAACCGUUGGGAGAAUUCAUCUGCCAACUCUGCAAAGAGGAAUAUCUUGACCCUUUCUCCCUCGCACAACACAAGUGCUCCAGGAUUGUGCGCAUAGAGUACCGCUGUCCAGAGUGCGACAAAGUUUUCAGCUGUCCUGCCAACCUGGCCUCUCAUCGCAGGUGGCAUAAGCCUCGUCCGGUUAACAACGGAGAGGCACAGAGCGCAAAAAAGUCACAACCAGAGGCACAGUUGCACGAGAGGACAUCCGUGGAAGGGAAAGAGAAUGCGAGCGAGUUGAGAGUUAACAAUCAGCACCACGUCUCUCUGGACAGCUCCAUUUGUCAGCGGUCCAUCACGGUGGACAGCUCCCACAGACAAGAACAGAUACUCAGGAGGGCACAGGAGAGCCCGCCGCCCUUCGAUCCGCGCUACCGGGUCACGGAGAAAAGCAUGGACCUGCACAUCAGAGUGGGUGACAGCUCAAGCACAAUGCAUUGUCCGGAGACUGACGUUGCCUCUCCCUUCUUACAGAACUCCGGGACAGUUGAGGAGAUUUACGAAUGUCGCUAUUGCAGCAAGAAGUUCCGAAGACAAGCGUAUCUGAGGAAACAUCUUGCGGCGCACGAGACAAUCAAAGUCUCGCCCUAUAACCAGAUAGAGAGUGGGCAAAUCACGUUUCCCUGUCACUUGUGCGGUGCCCAUUUCCCAUCCGCUGAAAUUCGGGACAAGCACAGAGUUUGGCAUGCAAUGAGAGACGACAUUCUAAUGAAUCCAGGGAAGAUUGCGGGUAGACCAGAAUUAAUUAGACCAGACCUUACACAGGGAGAUCAACAGAUAUUCACCUGUAAGCACUGCCCCUCUACCUUCUUCAGUUCUCCUGGGCUCACGAGGCAUAUCAACAAGUCUCACCCUACAGAGAACCGGCAGGUGAUGCUGCUACAGAUGGCAGUCCGGCCCGGCUGCUAAUAGCCUAGUCUACUGCAACACUGUAACCCAUGAGCAACAAGUGGAUUCAUUCAUUACUACAUGUGAAAGUAUGAAUGUGUUUUCUUUGUACUACAUGUGAUUGUAUUGUAACUUAUUAUACUACCUGAUCAGGUCAAAAACAUUCACCUAUUUUCAUUACAAGAUAGUAUUUUUUGUGUUUGUUGCAAUGACAGAUUAGCCUACAGCCCACUAUGACCACAUUUUAACACUUGCUUUUGGCCAUAUAUUCACUAAUGUACACUAUUGAUUGAUUUACAGUGUAAUGAUUGUUGAAACAUUUAACAGUGAAAAUGGGUAUAUAAAAAUGUUUUAAAUAUUCAAGAGCUGUCAUUUUAAGCAUGUAAUGAAAAUAAGAGGUUGAUCCUGUGAAUGGGCCAUCUCAAGAGUAUCAGACCUCACCACCUUUAUCUUAAAAUGUAGUUCCUAUGGAAAUUGAAUGUGCUUGUUCAGUAUAGUUGUGGAAUUGAUUUCUAAACCAGCAAGGCUAUCAAGAUUAGUAUUUUCAUACAGAAAAUCAAGCGUACCUGUUAGAGUAUAAAACUGUUUUAGUGAGUUUAAAAAUGUAUUUAUUCUAUAAAAUGUAAUUGCUCAAUAAAUGCCUUCAUGAUGACGAUGGUUACAAUUAUGUUGUAUUUUGAUAUGUAGCCUAGCGAACAUGAAAAAAAACUUACUUUGAUUGUCAAUAAACACAAGUCUGUGUGCAUACUAAUGAUGGCUACUAUACAGUAUUUGAUGAGAUUCUCACAGAGCUAUUCCAAUAACAAGCAGGUGGUAAGAAUACUUUUUAUUGUCAAAUUCCAUUGCACACCCACUCUCUUUCUGGACAGCCAUUACAAAUGUAUAGAUACAAGUAUGCCAAUACUAUUUCAUUUUGUGUGAUUGUGUGUAGAUGUUAUACCAACACAUGCAGUUAGUAGGCCUACUGGCAUCAUGCAGUAUUUGGUCAGUAGUAACAUACAGUAUAACUCCAUAAAUGAGCAAGUCAUUUCUUUUUUAAAUGUUUUUUAAACUUUACAGUAUGUACAAGUUUCAGUCCCGUCUGAGUGUAGGGAGAGAGCAAACCAAUCUUAUCCAAUCUCCUCAGCUUUAAGUAAGGAUGCAGCAUGAUUUCCUCACUCUCUCUGGCAAGUUUUUAGUUCUCAUCCUCGGUUAUCUUAUAAUAACUCUAUCGGAACGGAUUUCAAGCUCAUAUAUUCAAACGUAACACAAAAAUAACAUGGAUUUGACCUUAGACAUGGCAGCAGUUUUUAAAAGAUAUUACAACCAAAAAGGUCCAAAACAGGUAUUUACAAUCCCUUUCCUCUCUAGCAGAGAACCUAUAGCUGAAAGCAAAUAACGAUAAAGUAUAGCACAAAAUAAUAGCAGAAUUCAAAGAUAAAAAUGCAGUGUUUGCCCUGUUAGUGUGUCGUAAAGUUGGACACAGUUGGCAACUGGAGUGACAAAGGGGUGGGUCGUUCUUGAAUUGCAGUGGGAUUUGCCUCCCUUGCCUUCGCAACCACGAAACACACUUUAAAAUGACAAAUAUAGUUACACAUCAUACAUGCUUUUGUCUAUAGGGAACAGUUUAUCAAUACUAAAACAUCAUGUAAGUCCUUUAUACUGCAACACUUUAUGUUUAUGCAUUGUUUAAAGUACUAAGGAUAAGGAAAUUGGCUUUUUCCAGUAGUGAUGUAGAGUUGUAUUGACAUGUUUUGGGGAUUUAGUGAUCGAUUAUUUUGAAUACUAGAAAGUGAACAAAAGUAUUUAAUAGAUUGUAUAGAUCAGGGAUAGGCAA